This is a messenger RNA of Diuraphis noxia (Russian wheat aphid), 2786 nucleotides long. RefSeq lists its product as uncharacterized. NCBI's taxonomy places the organism in Eukaryota, Metazoa, Arthropoda, Insecta, Hemiptera, Aphididae. The record is from RefSeq and is a predicted model, not a curated record.
UCUCGUGUUCGGUGUUUGUUCGCGCCGCAAACUAUCGCGGGCAUGUGCCACAGUGCGCGUUUUUCGUUUAAUGGUUCAUGGUGUUAAUAGUAGUACAGCUACCUGUGAGCACUAUACACCAUAGGUGUGAUAAUUUUAUAACUAACGGAUAAUAAUUACUGUCGUAAACGCCGGCUUGAUAAUAAAAUAUUUAGGUGGGCACACGAACACCACCGCAGUGAACGAAAUCAUCGUUAUGGAUAUACCGGGAAGCUCGUCGGAAAAAUUCUAAUGAAAGAAAAACUGCAGAUGCAAUAAUUACAGAAAAAUGAAGAAUGUAAUUUGGAUAUUUUUGAUCUACACUUUCAUACUAAAUAUAAACACAGUUACUUAUAGUAUUAAAAAUAAAGAAGAAUUAACUGUUAAUCUAAAAUUGUCUAACUCUUCAAUUCACGGAACAUCUGAUACCCAAACACUUGAUUCCGAUCAGACAAUUAACGAUAAUGAUGAUUUCGAACUUGAAGAUAAUAUUGACGAAGCUUCAUCUGAAAUAGUUGAAAGUCAAGUGCCAUUUCCUACAGACCAACCUUCUGAAAAUGAAUCAGAAGUCCUAGUAAGAAAGCCCCGACGUAAACGACGUCGUCGGCGCAAACGUCCAAGGACAUCAACACACACGUACGAGGAAGAUAUAAACCAUCCUGUAAUAUGGAAUCAAGAACCACUGGAAUCAGAUUAUGCAGAAGGAUAUGUUCGACGACGACCAAUAAAGAGACGAAGGCGACCAUUACAAAGGAGGCCAUUAAUCGAGGGGGAUGGCACCGCAGACGAAGAAAAUAUUUUACCACGAAGAAAACUUAUUCGCAGACCAGCUGAUUUUGGUAAUAAAACAAGUAUCGAAGAUGUGAAGCGAUGGGAACCAAUGACCUCAACCGAAGAAGGAAAAUGGAAAAAAGUUAAGACAAYAACAGAAACCACAAACACUGUUUCGUCAAUAACGCCUAAAUCUACUACUAUUGCAACUACAACAACCAGCACACCAAAAACGACUACGAUUUCACCGACAUCUUCAACACAUAAAUUUACAGAAGAUAAUACCAAAAUUAACCAUAGAGAUGGAUCAUUGAAAAAAUCAAAUUCAUCACGUGCCGACAUAAUAGUAUUGCAUAAAAGGCCGAUAAAUAGUAACUUGCCGCCAACGUCUGCAGUGAUACGACGUCGUUUGAAACCACAAAAUACGUCAUUGGAAGAAAUAACAACAAUUAAACCGAAAAUUACAGUGAUUAAAGAAGAACUACCUUUAUCGUUACUUCCCCCAGACUUCAAAAUGACAGAAAACGCACCUAAAGAACUUAAAGAAUCUAAUAAUAGCACGAACGAUUAUCAAAUUAACGAUGAAGCACUGACAAAAAUGAUGAAAGAGCAACCGAGCAAUGACAAUGACGAAUUCAAAUUCAAAUCUGAUAGUAUACCAAAGGUCAAAGACGAAAUAUUAAGUUUAUUAAAAACAAAAACUGGAUCAUCGUUAUUAUUAAAUGUAUUGAAUCUUAGAAACAUGUCUUUAGAAGAACUUUUACAACACAGAGAACGGGGAUCUAGUCAGCGCCAUCAAGAAUUAAUAAACACAAAAGAAGAAUCAAUUGACGCAAGUGCCGAUGAACCAAUAAUAACAGAAAAUACUAAAAAUUUCACUAACUAUUUAAUUGAAACAAAACGGUUAGCACAAGAGAACAAAGUUACAUUACAAACGAAAGAAAGAAAUGACUUAAAACAUUUUAAAGAUAACAAUAAAAAUAUUACAACCCAGACGUCAACGAAAUCUACAAAUUCAGAUGAAGAAAAUCAUAACAAUGAAUAUAAAAAUACGACUAAUGAACAAGUAUCGAAGAKGACACAAGAAGUACAAAUUGAUGAUAUUCAGUCGCCAAUUCAAAUUUCUAAGGAAAAAACGCAAGAUCACGAAAUCACAAACUUUUCUAAACCACCAGUAAACACUGAGCAUUUAAAUAUUUUGAAAGUUGAACAAGAAGCUGAAAUAGGUAAAAUCAAUUUGGAUACAAUUUUUGAAGAGAAAAAAGUAUUUAGUUUUCCGACAACGACUACCUAUACAACAGCAGUUAACCACCAAGAAAAUGAAGCAACUUCAUUUGUUUCAAAAACCCCAAAAACUCGAAUCGUUAUAGAAACAUCUGAAAGAGAACCACGUCUUUUUGAUAGCAUGCCAGAUUUCUCUAUAAAAACUACCCAAAGACCAUUAAUAACACCAACUAUUCCUUCGCAGGUAUUAUUCAUUCAAGAUACAAAUCAUUUAGACAAAUAUCAGAGUUAUUCAGAUAGAAAUAAAGACAUAGACGAGGAAAAUAAUUUGGAAUACCGUCGUUUUGAAAUGAGGAAAUUGCCAGUAGCCGUUAAAUCAGCCAUUAUAGCUAGUGCUGCAAUAUUGGCAAUAGCAGUUCUGGGCUUUUUUGUAUUGCUCAUAUCGUGUAGAAUGAGGCAAAAAAAACGGGUUUUAAGAAAAAAAUCUGUCUUUUGCCAACAUAAUAUACACCAUGACCCAGACCUUCGAUCUAGCGCCCGUAGUACAAGUCCUGUUAUGGAUAAACAUUGCCAAGAUCAAUACUAUGAGGGAUAUGGUGGACGCAUUGAUGACCACACAACAGCUAAUCGUCAAUAUUACCUGUGGAGAACACUAAGGAAAACAUUCCGUUAUGACUGAUCAAUGUUACAGUUGUUCAAUGUUUAUAUCUUGGGCAAAAUUUAAAUUAUUUUUUAUAUUGUUAAAUUUAUACUGCUAAAAUGAACACGCAAUU